UUUUUUUCUUUCUUUUUUUUUUUUUUUUUUAUACGCAUAUCCAUCGAAAUUUUCCACAAUUUUGUUCAAUUUAGCGAAGCAUAAUAAUCUCGAUUCGAAGUUUAUCGCUGAAUUUUCCACGAUUUCUAUUACUUUUUUUUUCUUUCUUUCUUUCUUUCUUUUUUUUUUACUUCAAAACUUAUCAUCGCUGACGCGACGGUUUUUCACUCGUGCAAAACAACACGGAUAAUGGACGUAACGUAUCGCACUGCCUCGAGGAAGAUUCGAGACGUGAAAAAAAAAAAAAAGAAAAAGAAAAAAAGAAACCUCGUGGCUUUUUACUCGGUGGCGAAAUUAUAACCGCGUACGAAGUAUUUAUAACGAGGCAAAGGGAGACGUGGGCGCAAUUAUGGGCGAGCGAGAAGGAUCCGCGUGGAUCCGGAAGCUGGCCAGGCGUCAAGGAAAUUGACCGCGGAAUUACUUCGGGCCGAUAAAUGGCGGGUGCAAAAAACCGGCGAGUCGAUCUUUCCCCGCAUGCGCGCUCUGCGUAAUUAUUUUUCGCAACAUUGUUCUCCUCCUCCUCCUCCUCCUCUUCUUUUUUUUUUUUUUUUUUAUUCUUUUUUUUUUUCUCUCUUCUCGCCGCGUUUCCAAGAAUCGAAAAUCGCGUUUCACGACAUAUGUCACGGAACGUGAUUUUUAUUUGCACGUUUAUUACUUCUCUCGUCCUCGAUUCCACAAACACAUUGUUCCUUUCAAACAUAAUCGCGAGAGAAAAUCCUCCUUUUCCGUUUUUCCUCCUUCCUUUCCUAUUUUCUCUCUCUCUCUUUUCUUUUCUUUGACGGACGCACGUCAGUUUCCAUCGCGCGUGUUUUCGAGACAGGUUUUCAAAUUUUGCGCUAUCGCAAAACAAUCGCUCGAUUAAAAUUGUUUGGAAACGAGAAUAAAAAACGAGAUCGAACAUGCGGUUGUUGCGACAUGCGCUGGCUCGAAAUCGAAUGCGCGAUCGAGAUACGAGGAAGCUCCUCCGUUGGAGGACUCGUCGAGGAGGAAUCUCCUUCUUUUCCUGUUUCCCUCAAGGUUACCACCCGCCGAUAAUUCACUCUUCGUUUGUAUUCCGGCCGACUUUCUACUCCGCGAGCUGCAUUUCGUGUCCUCCGGCGAGUUUUUCGCACGUUUCUACACACAAGUACGUAUAUCGCGUAUGCGCAACGUUAUUCGUUAUUUCGAUCAGGUAGGAACGUUCAAACUCGACGGACGAGGCCGACACGUGAUACCUCUUGUUCCUUCCUUCCUUCCUUCCAUCCUUCCUUCCUUGCGUUUGUUUACGUUUUGAAGUCACGGUAACCCGAUACAAAGAGAGACCAUCGUACACAAUUCGCGCGUGCGCAAUUUAUUAUUUAGCAGAUUAGAAACUUUCAUAGGCCUUGAGAUUAUAGGCUCGAGAAUAAUUACGAAUAAUCACCGCGUGUAUCGUUCUUUUUCGCUAUUGAAAUUUUCCUUCCCCCCUCCUUUAUCUUUUAUCAAUUUCGAAUUUUAUCUUAGGAUAUAUCUUAGCACUGAAUAUAUAUAUAUAAAAUAAUCCACGAGAGAAGCGUAUACGACGUAUACGCGAUCGGCUGGAAACGAAAUUUAUUCGGAAUCUUUGUCAACGUUGGAAAAAGUUGAGGGAAUUAGAAUUAACAGUAUCGAAACGGUAUCUAGGAGGGCAUUAAUCGGAGGUCAUUCCCGCGAUUAAAUGGGAACUUGGAAUUUCAUUGGAAGUGGGACCAGAGGAGCGUAAGAGCGUUGUUAAUUUCCUGUGCUUUGUUCUUCGCGGCUGUGCCGCUUCGUUUCAUUUCCGUUCGCGAGCUCGAGACCGAUGAAAAAAGAAGGAGAAGAAGGAAGAAGAAAUCGUAUCGGAAAACCGGGGAUCGAGAAGGAAAAGAGUGAUUUCGAGUGCUCGAGAAUUCGUCCAAUUCCUCGCGAGUCUCACGAUUCGUCCAAACUACACGUCGCGUUCGCCGUCUCUAGGACAACUUCCUCCUCAAAGUUUUAUAAAUUUACGGAAUCCCUUCCACUUCCAUUGUCUCUCUCUUUCUCUUUCUCUCUCUCUCUCCCCUCCAUCCCCACUCGAGGAGGCCGGCUUCGUCCCCUUCCUCCUCCUCCUCCUCUGGGAGGGGAAUCUAUUUAAAGUGAACUUUGACGAAUGACCGAUCACAACGUUACCAUCCUCCCGUGGCAACAACACCCAGUCGAGAGCCGGAUCUGGACCUGAUCGAAGCGAGCGAGGACGAUCUUCAAUUCCUUGAACACGAAACGUUCAAACGUUUUUCUCUUUUUUUCCUUUUCUCGUCCACGUAAACGCUUUCACCGCGACGAUGAGGGGAACCAUUCUCGUUUUCGUAGCUCUGCUCGUAGUUGUCUGUGCAACCGAAGUUAAUCACUGUGGAACCGGGGAGAAGUUCGAGGAUCCGAAUCAGGUUAAGAUAACCGGCUGCGACGUACCACCGUGCAAACUGAAACGAAGGACGAAGGCGUCGGUCGAGCAAAAGUUCGUCCCGAAGCAAGAUGUCGAGUCUUUGGUUAACUCCGUGAACGCCGCUGUUCUUGGCGUACCGUUGCCGUUCGUCGGUGUAGAUGGGACCAGCGCGUGCGAUAACAUUUACAAUCUGGACGGAACUCCGGCUGGAUGCUCGUUGAAGAAAGACAUCGAGUACAUCUACAAGCGAGAGUUCCCCGUGUUGCAGAUUUAUCCCACGAUUUCCAUGGUUAUUCAUUACGCGUUGAUGGAAGGAAACAACACGGUCGCGUGCUUCGAAGUUCCAGCGAAGAUCACCAAUUGAGAGUGUCCCGUAUUUUUGUGGAGAAGAAGCGAUGAACGUGUUACCUCGGUAUAAGAAAAAUCUACGUACAACGCAAGAUGGGAGAGAAGCGUUCGCACGGGAAAGAAACGAUCUCCGUGGAUAGAACGAUUCUCACGUAGUCUUGUCUCACGAACGAGCUUAAUCAGUAUCAUAUAUAGUGUAAUGCGAGUAAUUGUAAUUUGUUAAUAAAAGCUUUUGUAUUUCUUUCGUCGCGA
This is a messenger RNA of Apis cerana (Asiatic honeybee), 3037 nucleotides long. It is a transcript of the gene Npc2b, whose product is annotated as Niemann-Pick type C-2b. Gene Ontology annotation, biological process: intracellular cholesterol transport. The record is from RefSeq and is a predicted model, not a curated record. NCBI's taxonomy places the organism in Eukaryota, Metazoa, Arthropoda, Insecta, Hymenoptera, Apidae. Gene Ontology annotation, molecular function: sterol binding.